Molecule: messenger RNA, 6180 nt
Organism: Syngnathus typhle (broad-nosed pipefish)
Lineage: Eukaryota; Metazoa; Chordata; Actinopteri; Syngnathiformes; Syngnathidae
Product: ataxin-7
Exons: 13
Coding region: 260-3100 (946 amino acids)
Source: RefSeq, a predicted model, not a curated record
CUGGUAAACAGACAUGGAAGCACCUGGUGAAGACCUCCACAGAGGCUGAGCACCGCACUCGCUCUUUCUCGCCGUGUCCUGCCCCCUUCGCCCCUUGCAUCCAGUUGAUUUCAAUCGGCCUGGCUUUUGUUUACACAUACGGCAUCCAUAGGAUCGAUUUCUUCUUCAGUGUGUGCGGCAGCCAGUAAGAAUCCAAACUGAUGUGGAUCAGCUGAUUGAGUUACAAAUAAGUUUCUUUUGUCCUUGCCAAGCGGAAAGAAUGUCGGAAAGGGCCGAGGAUGACGUCAGGGGGGAGCAGCGCCGAGCAGCCAGGCAGCAGCUGAAGCAGCAGCAGCCGAGCCAGCGCGGAGAAGGCUCCACAGCAAUGGCGACUGUUGCGGAGCGGAGAUCCUUACCCAGUCCAGAAAUAAUGGUGGGACAGCCUUGGAGCAACUGGGUCGACGCCGCCAAACUCCACGGAAACGACGGUGCUGAAUUGGAGGAAAGUUUCAAAGACUUGGGGAAAAAUCGCGAAGCCAUGCGUUUGUGCAGAGAAGAUAUGCCGAUAUUUGGCCAGUAUCCAGCGCACGAUGACUUCUACCUGGUGAUGUGCAGCCACUGUAGUCAAGUAGUCAAGCCUCAAGCCUUCCAAGCACAUUACGAGAGAAGACAUAAUUCUCCCAUCAAGUCAGCAUCCACCUCGCCCUUCCUUUUGUCCGGAAGGAACAGGAGUAGUACUAGUAGCGGUGCUCUCGGAACUGGACUUGGCUCAGGGUCUCUCACCGGAGUGACGAGCGGAGGGAUUGUUAGCCGAACCGCCACCGCUGGAUCGAACUUCUCUUCCUCCGCGACAUCCUCCUCCUCUUCCUCCAAUCCCAAACUACUCAAACCAGCCAAAGACAAGGUGUCGGGCAUCCAGCGAAGGCCUCCCUUUCACCCAUUCAGGAUGCUGCAGCCGGACAAGAUCCUCACCCCGGCUGUCAAGGUGGAGAAGAUGCAUCUGAAUGUGGACUCGUCAGCUAAGCUGGUGCAGGUCCCCUCUGCUCCCGCCACCACCUCAUCCUCCUCUGCAUCCUCCUCUAGCACCACUGUGAGCUCCAACAACAACAACACCACCACCUCCACCACCACCAUCACCACCUCCUCAUCCUCAGCCCUUAAACCAGGCCUUAACUGUCCCUCCAUACCAAAGCCUCCCUUACUAGCCCCGGGUCAGAUCCCCAACGGCAAAGGUCACCUGUCAGUCCUUUCGGACAAGAAGCAGGACAACAGCAACAGCAGCAGUGCCAGUAGCAGACGCCACCUUAACAAGAAAGUGACAGAGCGUGAGUUCAAUCCAGAUAUUCACUGUGGUGUUGUGGAUGUGACAGCUCGGAAAACCUGCACAAGAUCCCUAACAUGCAAGACACAUUCCUUGAGCCAGCGGAGGGCAGUGCCAGGGCGGAGGAAGCGCUUUGACACAUUACUGGCAGAGCACAAGUACAGAACAAAGGAGCGAGAGAGAGAACUCCACCAAACCCAUUCCCAACCACCUCCCCCUCUCAGGGACCCACACCCCUCCCUCCAUCUUGCCACUUCUUAUGAUGUCCAUCCGGUGGCUCAUGGCAACGGCCCUGCCCCAGACGCCACUAAGAUUCUGCCAGCCAACAAACUCAAAUUUCACAGCCCUAGUCUUCCACGAUUGAACAACACGCACGGGCCUGGUACCCCAGCGGACCCCGCAAUAGUCCACGACUCACCACAUCAUCCCCAAAGUGCUCCUGACGGGCUCUCUCGAGCCUCCAGUGAUGAGGGAGAGAAUGAGGAGCGUGAGGAGAGCGCUGAAAAAAUGCACUGUCACUAUUCAGGUUAUCACCCUCGACCGGUAGCUUACUGUAAUUUUGGAAGUCGACUGUUUGGGAGAGGUUGUUACUCCUUUGACAGGCGAUGGGACAAAAUGCGAUGUGUCCUCUCUGCAAUGAUGGAUAAGCACGUCAACUCUCAAAUGUGGAAGAAAAUCCCUAUGGCCUUGGAGAACAGCUCUUCCUUUGCACCCAACCAUAGGACAAGCACAAAUUCCCCCAGUAGCACCCCAUCUUCAGGCUUCCUGGGCCCGCCUACGACCACGCCCCAGACCCCGUAUAGCCAAUCGUUUGAGGGCAAGCCUGUGCUCUCCUAUGGGACCACCUUAAACGCCCGCAGCUCUCCACAGGGAGGGCCCGAGCACCCGGCCUACGGCACCACACAGGCCCGACAAGUGUCUUCGUCGCCGCAGAUGCCUUCAGCCCACUUGUCCUCAUCCACCUCCCCUUUAGCCCCUUCACUCGCCUCAGGCCGGGCGCUUAAGUCCCGUCCCUCCAGCAGCAGCAGCACGACCAAGUCAUUGUCCAUCCGGCCCAAGGAGAUCUCCACUGGUUCCUCCACACCCAUCAUCCCCACUUCAGUUGGCGUGGGCAGUAACAGUAGCAGCACCAGCUUCAGCUCGGGAAAGAAGAGGAAGAACAGCUCUAUCUUCUCGUCGUCCCAUAGCUCCUCAGAACCUGCUAAUGCUAACUAUUCUCCCUCGUCCACUUUCAAGAAGAACUGUGCAAAUGUUGGCAGCUCAGGGAGCACCUACCACCACAGCUCACUAGGUUCCUCCUCCUCAUCGUUAUCUUCCUCCCACAGCGGCGUCCACAGUGUGGGCCUCAACUGUGGCCCCAGCGUGCGCACAAACUCUCUCAGCCUCAAGGCCGAGCUUUCCGCAGGGUCUGUUGGCGGCUCCUCGGGCUCGCCGGCGCGAGGCCCGGCUUCGGGUAGCCCCGCCGAGUCCAUCAAGCGUAUGAGUGUGGUGAUGAACAGCAGCGACUCCACCCUCUCUCUGGGGCCUUUCGUCCACCACCAGUCCUCGGCGGACCACCAUAGCAGCUUCAGCCACCAUUCCUCAGACGGGCGCCUGGAAGGCAAGAAGCGCAAAAGCUCGCCUGCCUCCAGCGGUGUCAAUAGUGGUACUGGGGGAGGUGGGGGUCCCGCACCGGGUCGGCCCAAGGUGUCCAAGUCACCUGCCAUUAACAACAUCCACGGCAAGCACGGGCGGAACAUUCCAGGGACGCCGGGACUACCCAACAACUCCCACUUACAUCAGCCAAAGGCUCGUCCCUGACACUGGUGUCAGCCCGCAGAGUGUGUGGAUACGGCACGAUGACGGGGAAUAGUCCGCAGCAAUCCGCUCUGGACUGUUUGAGGCCUUCGAAAAUGAAAACCCACAUUACUCUCAGUUUCCCACAAUCCUCAGGUUGGAGAUGAUCUGGACUGCCCAGUGAGGUCAAAAGUCCGUACUCGUUCUCCCAAAGCCAUGUCUGUUAGAGGGGUGGUGGGGACAAGUGGUGCUCGGUGGGGAAACGUCACGCGCAGAGCCCGCCACGGAGCUCCGCCAGCGUGGCGUUGUCCUCGUAUUACGGGUGGUCUUCCAGAAGGUCCCGGCGUGGGAGCAAAGCGAGCCAUGAGUCUCCAGGGUGCACUCGGGUUCCGGUUAAGGGCUGUUGUGAGCUCUGCGGCCGUAAACCGCCAUGACACUGAGCAAGUGGGGAGGCAACAAGCCCACCUCUUCCUAGUGCGUGGGCCCUCGUGUGCAUGUGUGUGUGUGUGUGUGUGUGUGUGUGUGGGUGGCAAGCCAAUUGAGCAUUUAUUCAAUAUCGUCAUGCGCUGAGUUGUCGUUCUACUCGCGUGCCAUCAUGUUUUAAAAUGUGAUGUAUUUUUCCACUACUGUAUUAUGACAUUUAUGAACGCAAUGUUAUUAGUGAGGCAAAAUUAGUGCAGCGAUUGGCAUCUGCUUGCAACGAAGAAUAUCAGUGACUAUAUUAUAUUUUAUUAUUUCCCAUCGAAAAGCUAACCAGCAGUACGCAGAUGCCAUCUUUGUUUUCACACCAGUAGAAAAACUUUUUUUUUUUUUUAGUGUGGCAAAACUUUUGGUGUGCAGAUGUCAAUGCAGUUUUGCACCGCGGGUCACUUGCAGUUUUACGAGGGGGAUUGUCUGACCACGCUCAACACAUUUUUAAUCAAAGAUUCAAGCAAACCUUUGCAAAUUUUUUUUGUACUGAAUCUCUAGUACAUCAGGUUUUAAUAAUAUAAUAAAGGUUAAAGGUAAUUUCAGCUCAAAAUUACUACACACGUCCUUAUUGCGCAACCUUAUGUAGGUCAAACUCAAAGAGUAAUGAAAACAUUUACACAAUAAGGGACACUUAGUCUGUUGACCAGUGUUUAGAGCUUACUCGUACCCUGGCGAUUCAGCGCAACUCGUAUCGAAUAAAUGCUCUGACGGCUUUCUGUAUGCGUGAAAAAGACGAGCGAGUGUCGAGAAUUGUUCUCACGUCCGAUUCUGCUGGACUACUGGAAUUUACGACUCAAUUUCACCCCCUGCGCCUGAUCUCAGAAGCCUUGGAAAGGAGAGCAGGAGGGGCGGCAAACACGCUGGCUCCACCCCAACAGACAAACAAUCAUCUUGUUUUACGCUUCGUCAGUCGGACUCGGCUCACUCGUUUUGGGGGCUCCCGCGCGGUAGCUUGAGAAGGGCCGGUAGGGACGACCCUGUAAAUGUUUUUAUUUGAAUGCCCCCGCAGAAUUAUGCAAGUGUUAUCCUAUUCCGAUGUUUUCUUAUGAGCUUUUACACUGUACUACAAAGAGUCUCCGUAGAUGAGGUCGAGGAGGGCUCGCGCUUUCAGAUCUGAAACCCGAUGCGCCCUCUCGCUUGAUUUUCCUUUUCUUUUUACGAUGAAACAAAUCUGAACCGAAUUUCUGAAUCUUGUCAAUGUGCAGAAUGAUAGCCACAGUCGACCUGCUUCCCCAACUGUGAACAGCACUAAAACAACUUCACACCGCGCAGGCAAUGCUUAUUUGAGAACUAAGCUCACCUAAAGCUGCUACUCUUGUGUCUACGGCCAACUUGAAAGUCGGGCCGCUGAAGUGGUGGAAGGUGCAUUGCUUGCGUGGAUGUCAAGAAUCUGUGCGACUCAUAUUAUCGCCACAAUCUUUUCUCUGAAUUACUGUGGGAGAUCCACAACAGCCUGUGGAGCGAUGUGAAUUUUGUGGGUUUGUUUUUCUUCCCCGCAUGGGGGAAUCAGGUAUGGUACGUCUUAACUAGAGAAAACUUUAUGCACGUCAACUGUCUUCUGUGGGUGUUUUGUCCCUCAACCUUUGGAUAUUGAGUAGUGAUGCCUCGGCCGGUGUCGGGGUGACCUUGGAUUCCUUGAGUUCAAAUGAAGUCUUGAAUCAGGCAAUAGUCCACAGUCUUGAGUGGGAUGUUUGCUGCUUUUGAGUAAGUUUCAAGAUGGUGUGAGAUUCAUGCAGAUGGCUUCACAAGACAUAUUUUGACAUUUGGCAGCACCCAGUUACUAUCUGGAAACCUCCACUGAUGUCAGUCAAGAGUGGAAAGUAGAUUUUUCUUUUUUUUUUUUUUCCUCUUCUUUAGCUCCCCCCUAGCUUAUGAAGUCAAAGAGCUACCCCUAUUUGAAAAAAAAAAUAUUUUGUUAAGCAAUUGUACAUAAAUGAAAUGUGUAUUUUUGCACAGGCUUUUUUUGUACAUGCAGGAAUUCUUGGGUACCAUUUUGAAGAGUCGUUAUUUAUUUAGGAAGCCAGAGGAGAAGCCAGAAUUUGAUUAUUUAAAAGUGUUUCACUGCCAAGUCUAUCUAUAUAAUGCAAUACAUGGAUAUAUUCAGUAUGAAUCGAAGCCUCUCAUGAAUCAUGGACUGAGGGUCUCUUAAGGGACAAAGGUGAAGUGUUUUUCCACUGUAGCAUGUGUCUGUUUGACAGCGAAUACCUUUAUUCACUUUUUAAGGUCUCAAAUCACAUGUGCUUUUUACAACACAUAUUUUGUUGCCUCUGAAUCAACACAAGUAAUGUACCCGUGUGGCCCAAUCAGCCUGCGACCGGGCUUUGUCACAAUGGACCCGCCAGUCAUACACUUGACCUUAAACCCAUUUCUUGGUUGUUGUUUUAGAAGGUCGAAGGAACUAAUCAUUGAAAUCGCUUGCAUCGUCAUUGCCAAACAAGUAAUUUGAAUCACAGCUUUUCAAAGAAAUAUCAAAUUAAGAAAGUGCCUGAAUUUGUUUCACCCUGACUGUUUUAGGACAGUGUCGUCGGGUUCUUUUAUUUACCUUACUUGAAUGUUCAGUGUUUUAAUCUGCCUAUGAACCCUAAAUGUGGUAAAAAGAAAACACAAAAAAAAAAAAUAACUGAGCUUGCCAG